Molecule: messenger RNA, 3411 nt
Organism: Linum trigynum
Lineage: Eukaryota; Viridiplantae; Streptophyta; Magnoliopsida; Malpighiales; Linaceae
Source: the annotation of a GenBank genome assembly
UGCUCAUCUACUAUUUUCUACAUCAAACAUACCCUUGUACAUCAUAAAAAGUAUCAAUCAUAUUUUUCUGUUAAAAUUUUCGUAAAAAAUUGUCAACCAUUGUCGAACCAUGGUUUAGUGGACACAAGUAUCUAAAAUACCACAAUAUUUUCACUUAAAUAUUAUUUGUUUCUUUUCUAUAGCUCAAUAUUCCUAAAAAUAUCACUUUAAUGAAAUUUAAAGAAGUAAAUGGAGGGGCAAACUUACAUUUUCCUUCCCAUUUUACCGAGGUUAGGUCGUCUGAACCACAAUUUGAUCAUGGGUGAUGAUUUUUGAAUAAAAAUUUGAACAGAAGGGCAAGUUUAAUAAUCUUUCUAAAAUAUAGGGAUAUGUUUGAUUUAAAAAAUAGCACAGAGUCAUGUUUCAUUAAACUCCAUAGUAUAAGGAGAUAUUAUUACAAUAAUCGUAAAAAGUAUUAGCCAUAUAUUUGUAACGCAUCAAAGUGUUUGUCAUUUGUAUGUUAUCGUUAAUAACUUUGUAACUCUUUUCUUUAAACUCAACAUCAUGUUGCCAAGUCAUCACUACUUACAAAAAUUCUAGCGGAAAGUUAAUGUUUGACUAAUACUUUAAGGUAUGCCUAUGGUUAGUUACAAGUCAUCGUAACUUGGAGAAAAUGGUCUACCUCUUCUAGUAAGCAGUUAACCACUUUCCAAGAAAACGGUCUACCGCUUUCAUCAAAUGGUCGACCUGAUGACACUUACUUUCAACUGAAACCUGUUUGUUGAAAAUGGUAGAUUGCUUCCACUAAACGGUCUACCGAUUCCGACAAAUAAUCUACUACUUCCGGCGAAUGGUUAACCAGAUGAUAUAGUUACCUUCUACUUACACUAGGAAAAUAAUGGACAAUAGGAAGCGUACAAUGCAUAAUCGUUUUGUAGUAAUGGAACAUCAUAUCACUCGUGCGCAACCAAAUCUCUAUGCAUAUUAUAGACCUAGACAAAAAGAAUUAACACCCUACUUUAACACUUAUGGAAUAAAACCCGAUAAAAGAAGAUGAUAUGAGAUUUAUGGAUGUUGAAGAUGAAAUUAAUGUAGAACAAUUAUACUCUACCUAUUAAGUAUCUUCAUAACAACAAUAGCAACAAAGUUUAUCUAUUACAAGAUAGCUAUAGAAUAAAAAAGCAAACUUAGAGUUUGAAGGAAAGAUAAAAAUCUCUAUAGAAUAAGUAAAAAUCUAAGAAAUAAAUGUACAUAACAUAUUUCAAAUAUACGGGAGAACAAUCACUCGAAAAACUUCUCAUUUAUGCUCCAGUCUCUAUACUAAUUGUAACUCUAUUACCAAGAUAUUUAUUAGCAUUUGACUCCUCUAAUUGUAGAUGAUGAUGUGAUUAACAAUGGGUCAUCAGAUUGACUGGUUGUUGGAAGCGAUGAACCGCUUGGUGAAACCGAUAGUUCGUUUUCUUAGAAAGUGGUUGACCACUUAGUAGAAAAUGUAGACCAUUUUCUUGAAAAGUGGUAGACCGCUUAGUGGAAGAAGUAAACCGUUUUCUUGAAUAGUGGUCGAACACUUAGGGGUCGUUUGGAGAACAGGAUUUGGAUGAUGGAUUUAUUGAAUCCAUAGAUUUGGCAAAAUGUUAUGUUUUUUUGCUAUUUUUGUAUCGUGGAUUGUAGGUUUAGAGAUUUUAAAUCUCUAAAAUCUAGAGAUAUCAAAUCUCUCAUAAUUAGAGAGAUUCUACAUCUUGAUUUUAGAGAUUUUUUUUCUUACUCUAUCUCAUCCUUUUUUUAAUUUAUCCCACUAAAUAUCCUUAUUGAUAAAUUUUUCAAUAUUUUUUUAGCCAAUUUAAUUAUUUUGGUUAAGAAAAAACAUGUCAUUUUAUAAACAAAUAUAAUUUCUUUUUUUAUUGUAUGUUAACAAUUGCAAUUAUCAAACAAUGAACAUUUCUAAAUCUUUUUUCAACAAUCUUGAGAGUUCAAAUCUUUGAAUUGUUUAGAAUCUAGAGAUUUAGACUCUAAUUCUCUAAACGAGCCCUUAGUGGAAAGAGGUGGAUUGUUUUCUUGAAAAAUGUUCGACCACUUAGUGGUAGUCCAAACAUUUUAUAUUUAGAAAGAUUUGAAAUAACUUUAAAUUUUUUGUAUAAUUAAUUGCAUUUACUCUUGUUUUAUUCCUGUCCUAAAAGAGAACUAGAAAAAGAUAAGGUGACUGAUCCAGCCCGGGAAUAGAUCCAAUAGAAGUGGGUCGGGACUCGAGAACGAACGGAGAGGAUAAAAUAAAUCGGCACCACCAUUCUGCUGUCUCUCGCCUUCGCAUGGCGAUUCUGCAAAUCCGGUCGGGUUUACCCACUCCAACGUUCCGUCUGUCCGGGCCACGCGCCGCCUUCAAGCCGCCACUGCUCCUCCACCUUCCUGCACAGCAUCCGUCACUUCUGUUGGCUGGCGGUGGACGUCGGAAGAAGACGGAGAGAGGGUGGACGGUGGUGAGGCGCGCAGGGCCGAGCACCAGCAGUUACAUUUUCGCUCUAGCGUUACCCCUCAGUCUUCUGGUCUUCACCGUCUUCACUUCCAUCCGAAUUGCGGAUAAGCUGGACAGCGACUACUUGGAGGAGCUCGAACUCAAUCAGGCCAUCAUGGAAGCACAAGGCAUUGAAUACGAAGCAGAUAAUGAAGAUGAAGAUGUUGAUGGGGCUGACAUUGCUCCAGGGCAGGAGGAAUUGCAGCUGCCUGUCCCUGCCUUUGGUGGCAGCAGUCGAACUCGCACUCGCAACCGGCCAAAACGCGAGGUCUGAGCUGAGUUGUGGCGGCCAUUUUGAGAUUGAGCUGUCUCUCUGUAUGAGUUUGAUCUUUAUUUUAAAAUCACAGCAACGCAUUUGAACAACCGCUACUAGCAGCACAUUUAUUGUAAUAAAUGUAGUUCGGCUGCUGUUACAGUUGUAGAACAACCCAUCCUUCUAUAUAUUACAGGUAGCUAUAAUGUAUACAUUGCUAGAAGCUGUAAGACCUCCUGACAAACUGUUACACACCCCAAUUUGUUGGUGUCGGACAGCUUCUUGCUCCUCGGGCAACAGCUUGCCAUGUUACUGCAGAAAUUAGAGGGCAGCUCUGUCAGUCGUUUGAAAGGAAGCCGGAUUGCUAUCAUUGAACAAUAAUCAGUUGCUAUCAUGUAACCGAUAACACAGUUGAUCGACCGAAAAUUGCUUUUAAUAGUUGUCUGGUUCAUAUCAGUCCUGCCAAAGGAUGCAGAUUUCAUGCUAACAGGACAAACACUGUGAUAAAACAGGGUCUAUCAUAUUUGAUAUUUGGGAAUUGAAUUAGGGUUUAUACGAACAGAAUUAGGGAUUGAGAUUGGAAUUAAGAGAGGAAGAACAGAAUAAAGAAUCGGCCGAAGCCUUGGACUAGGCGAGAAGAGAAAUUAGGGAAUAGAGAGAGCUUAGGGUU